Messenger RNA from Amoebophrya sp. A25, 482 nucleotides. The record is from the annotation of a GenBank genome assembly. Lineage: Eukaryota; Dinophyceae; Syndiniales; Amoebophryaceae.
CCAGCAUCGUCUGUUCCAGGCUUGCAGGAAGGACUAGACGCAUUUUCUGCUUCGCGUGGAGAAACUGCGAUGGAAGCAGGCGCACCUCCGACAUUCAUGCAAAGUUCCUUCGUAGACACCAACGACAUGUCUGCGACACAAUUGGCUUUGAAGUUACGGGUUUUAGUGGUGCUGACUGUGAGAAGAAGGUGCACAUAGAAACUUCUUCGAUCAAGUAACAGACUUCGAUAGCGUGUUUUUACAGUUGUUUGACAAGUCAUUUUAGCGAGAGAAAUGUUUAGUCUUCUUUUUCUAAUAAAAGCGCUGAAUGAUUUGAUGCACCCAGAAGGAGACGGGGACGCAUCGACAGGGAAAGAAGUCGGCGCCGUUGCUGAUCUCUCCGCGGACAAAACUCAAGUGGAUCCAUCUUCAGCACCUGAUGGAGUGGUACCUUCUUCGGCGGAUGAAACGGGAUUUGGUGUAGCUCAAUCUGGAAUGGUCGG